AGCCUUGUGGUACUGGGGGUGGGCGUAUGCUUCUUUGGGAUAAUGAUGUUUUUAUUGUAAAUAUUUAUAGUCAGAGUUUCUUUAUUGUUGUUAACUUUAUUGAUAAAUCUAAAGAUUGUUCCUGUUGGGUUGUUUUUGUCUAUCUCAGUUCUUCUAAAGCUGAGAAAGCCCUUCAGUGGGACUAUCUAGUGAAUGAAAAAUCCAAAUGGGGGCCA
Molecule: messenger RNA, 215 nt
Organism: Striga hermonthica
Lineage: Eukaryota; Viridiplantae; Streptophyta; Magnoliopsida; Lamiales; Orobanchaceae
Source: the annotation of a GenBank genome assembly